GUUGAACGUUUCCACCCGGACACCAAACAGAGACACACCAGGUUAAAGCUGUGUUGCAGUCACAUUGAUCCGGGUAGAUAAGUGGGUGAAAGGUCCAACUGCAGUCAGGAGUGACAGCAGCACACAAACCCCUCUCACGCAGCCGACCAGAGCGGAAACUAAAAAUGUCUAAACAACAGCAGCCGAUCAGUCCGCUGAAGAACUUCUUCGCCGGAGGCUUUGGAGGGGUCUGUCUCGUCUUUGCCGGACAUCCACUCGACACCAUUAAAGUGCGUUUACAGACCCAGGCCAAACCCAAACCUGGAGAGAGCCUCCUGUAUGCUGGAACCAUUGAUUGUUUUAAAAAGACCUUAGCCAAAGAGGGUGUGAAAGGACUCUAUAAAGGCAUGUUGGCCCCUAUCAUCGGAGUCACGCCCAUGUUUGCUGUCUGUUUCUUUGGAUUUGGACUGGGCAAGAAACUACAACAGAAGACCCCCAAUGAUAUCCUAACGUAUCCACAGCUGUUUGCUGCAGGGAUGUUGUCUGGUGUGUUCACCACAGCCAUCAUGACUCCUGGGGAGCGCAUCAAAUGCCUCCUACAGAUUCAGGCAUCAACAGGAGGGGUGAAGUACGCGGGACCCAUGGACUGUGUGAAGCAGCUGUACCGAGAGUCUGGGAUCAGAGGAAUCUACAAAGGCACCGCUCUGACUCUCAUGAGAGAUGUUCCAGCAAGCGGGAUGUACUUUACGUCCUACGAGUGGCUGAAGAACCUUCUCACUCCACCAGGAAAAAGCCACAGCGACCUCAGCGUUCCCAGUGUGCUGUUUGCUGGAGGGAUGGCCGGGAUCUUCAACUGGGCGGUCGCAAUCCCAGCCGACGUACUUAAGUCUCGUUUCCAAACAGCGCCUGAAGGGAAAUAUCCCAACGGUUUCCGGGACGUUCUGCGGGAGCUGAUCAGGGAGGAGGGCGUGGCCUCUCUGUAUAAGGGCUUCAAUGCUGUCAUGCUUAGAGCUUUUCCUGCAAAUGCAGCUUGUUUCUUAGGAUUUGAGUGUGCAAUGAAGUUCCUGAACUGGUUAGCACCGGACCUGUGAUGAAGGCUCCACGUCAGCCUCCUAUGUGAAUCCCAGGGACAGAACUCUUGAACACAACAGAGUUAUUAGCAGUGCGCACACACUCACUCUGAAUCAAACAAUACCAACAGAUGUGAACACUUUCCCAAUAAUAUGCUGGAUUGUCUUUGAAACAUUGUGGUAGAGCAUGUGGAUCUGAGGGUCCAAAGCCGAGAUAUUGCGAUGACUCUGUAACAGUUCCAGUAUAAACACACACACAGACAGACAGUCAAAUGUUCUCACUCCCUUUUGUUUAAAUUGUCUUUUUUUUUUUAUAUAAGAAAAACGGUGAACUGAACAUGCUGUGCCUUAGCUUUUGUUAUCUGUGAGCCGGUGCGCAUAUCAGGGAAAAGGUGCAUUUUGUUGUACUGUGUGUGUGUUCAGUCUCUCAGCAAUACACACCUUUCAAACUGUC
Messenger RNA from Micropterus dolomieu (smallmouth bass), 1503 nucleotides. It is a transcript of the gene slc25a20, whose product is annotated as solute carrier family 25 member 20. The transcript has 10 exons. Gene Ontology annotation, biological process: carnitine transmembrane transport; mitochondrial transport. Bases 165 to 1070 code for a protein of 301 amino acids. Lineage: Eukaryota; Metazoa; Chordata; Actinopteri; Centrarchiformes; Centrarchidae. The record is from RefSeq and is a predicted model, not a curated record. Gene Ontology annotation, molecular function: O-acyl-L-carnitine transmembrane transporter activity. Gene Ontology annotation, cellular component: mitochondrial envelope.